AUGCCUUCAUCAUUUUCGAAAUCAAAUGCUACAUAUGUUGCGUUGGCUGCUGGUGCUGCCGCCGCGACGUAUGCAGGUACACACGCCUAUAAAUCACGAAUUCAACGAAAAUUUGAUGACGGAAUCGAUCUGAAAAAUCAAUCCGUUGAAAUCGACCCUGUUGAACAUAUUCGUCGUUGUACUUUCUAUAAAGAUAUCGAUAUAUAUUCAUUUCAUAAAACUAUUCUUCCAAGCGUUCAAACGUUAGGCGAUGUAUUCUAUCAUGGCUACUCCGUUUCAAAUGAUGGACCAUGUAUAGGCUUCUAUGAUCCAGCAAAUGAAAGUGCAUCAAUUAGAUGGAUAACAUAUUCGACAGCAAUCGAUUGCAUACGUCGAAUCGGUUCACAUCUAUGGACAGAUAUUCAAUUGAUCCCAACGAAGUCAACAGUGGCUAUCAUAUCGUUGAAUCGUGCUGAAUAUUCAUUUGUUGAACAUGCUUGUUAUACGUACGGUUUUAUUGUUCUUGCUCUGUAUACCAGUUACGAUCAGGAAACCGUUCUAUCUAUAUUGGACAAAACUCAAACGGAAGUGUUAGUUGUUGAUAACUUAGAUCGAAUUGAUGGUUUCAAAGAUAAACUAUUGGAACGAAGUUACUUGAAAGAAAUUCUUAUUAUGGAUAACAUAGCACACAAUGAAAGCAAGAAAAUUCGAAGUAUUCCUGCGGUGUUUCAAACAGUACAACAAUCAGAUGUUCGUUCACGACCAUACAUUGAUCCGGAAAAUGUUGCUGCUUAUAUUUUAACAAGUGGAACGACAGGCGAACCGAAGAUUGCUAUGUUGUCGCAUACGAACUUCAUGGCAACGACUAAAGGAAGUAUAGAACGUCGUGAACGUGCCAAUAUAGCUGCAGAAACAUCCAAUCGUCAUUGUUCAUUUCUUCCCAUGGCACAUCUUUAUGAACGAUUGGUGCUAAUCAGUAAUUUCCUUCACGGAACUCAGGUCGUCUAUUGUCCAGUUCCAGAAAAAGUCUUUGAAUAUUAUCCGNAAACAUCCAAUCGUCAUUGUUCAUUUCUUCCCAUGGCACAUCUUUAUGAACGAUUGGUGCUAAUCAGUAAUUUCCUUCACGGAACUCAGGUCGUCUAUUGUCCAGUUCCAGAAAAAGUCUUUGAAUAUUAUCCGUAUGUUCAACCAACAAAUAUUCCAACCGUACCGAGAGUUUUGAACAAGGUCUAUGAUACGAUUAUGACAGAAGUUGGAAAAAGUAAAGUCAAACGUUUCCUUAUUUCUCAAGCAUUGCAUAAUGAACAACCAACAUUGUUUUCACGGAUAAUCUUUCGUCGAGUCCGAAAUCUGUUCGGUGGAAAAACAUUCGCCAUGUUAACUGGUUCAGCCCCGAUUACGCCUGAAGUUUUACAUUUCUUUCGCAUUGCACUUGACAUUCCGAUCGUCGAAGGUUACGGUCAAACCGAAUCGACAGCUGCAGGAACAAGUACACAUGUUGCUGAUAUGUCAUGUGGCACCGUUGGUUCACCAGUUUCAUCGGUGGAAAUCAAACUGAUUGAUGUUCCUGGUACCAACUAUCGAGCAAAUAACAAUCAAGGAGAAAUUUGUAUUCGUGGACCAACUAUCUUCAAAGGUUAUUAUGGUGAUGAGAAGAAAACACGCGAAACGAUUGAUGAAGGUGGAUGGCUUCAUACGGGUGAUGUUGGUGAAUGGACAAACAACGGUGCAUUACGUAUUAUUGAUCGUACGAAACAUAUAUUCAAAUUAACUCAAGGUGAAUACAUUGCUCCUGAACGUCUUGAAGAUGGUUAUGUUCGUUCUCGAUGGGUUGAACAAUUGUUUGUCGAUGGUAUAUCUACUGAAUCCACUGUCGUUGCUAUUGUCAUACCGGACAAAGAAUACGUCGGAAAGAAAUAUGCGUCGAAGGAAGGCAAUCGGUCAUUUGAAGACUUGUGUAAGGACGAGAAAUUGAAAGAGAUUAUUCUCGCGGAUUUAAAACGAAUUGCCAAAGAAUAUAAAUAUAAAUAUUACGAAACUGUGAGUAAUAUCUAUCUGCAUCCGGAGCCGAUGUCUCAAGAGAAUGGUUUAAUUACGUCAACAUUAAAAACUCGACGCACAGCUGUUCGACAAUAUUUUCAAUCGAUUAUUCAAUCACUCUAUCAAACACCUGAUCAUAUCCAACCAUCGUCGACUGUUGAUCUACAAUCGAAAUUGUAA
This is a messenger RNA of Adineta ricciae, 2199 nucleotides long. NCBI's taxonomy places the organism in Eukaryota, Metazoa, Rotifera, Eurotatoria, Adinetida, Adinetidae. The record is from the annotation of a GenBank genome assembly.